CUAUAUAUAAAUAUGCUAAUGUAUUUCAAAUUUUAUUAUCUCCCCUGUUGCUAUUAUCAACAAGUAAUCAUUAUACACACACGAAAGGAGCACAAAUUGAGCACCUGUAAAUAUGGCAACAACACAACAGGUAUAUAUAUUUAAAAAUUACUGUCAUUGUAUAGAAAUUGAAAUUAUUUAAAUAUUUUUAACAAUAGAUAAGCUUAUUAAACGCCCUCGGUCUCAGACUCGUGCUUUCAUAAAUAAAGUAUAAAGGCAAAGUGCAGCGUCGAUCCUUGAUCUCAUUAGUAUUAGGCUCAUUAGCCAUUGCCAUUAGUACAUUAGCUUCUCACAGUCACGUUGGUGUCUUUGGCCUCUGCUACGUAAUGUUUAUCUUUUCCUAUAAUGGGUCGAAUACGAAUAUAUAAUUGUAUAUAUAUAUUAAUAUUAGAUCAGCAUAUCGAUUUUCUAUAUAAUAUAAAUGUUUUUUAAGUAAGGGAAUAAAUCUAAAUAAAGUAAAAUUAAUUAAUUUGAAAUUAUUAACAGUUUUUAAAAACUUGACAUCCAUUGAAAUAACUUUAUUUUAUUUGUAUUCUUUUUAUUUAAAGCUGGGACCUGGUGGUGUACCUCUGGAUGCUAAAACAUCAGACUACUACAGAACAAAAGAUCUGCCUCACAGAUUUGAACAUCCAAGUAGGUGCAGUUUAUGGAAUAAACUUAUCGUUAUUUUUGUUGAUAAUGAUAUAUCUAAGCGAGAGGCUGUUGAAAAGAAUGGAACAUGGUUAACAAUAAAAUACGGGGGCAGACUGGGCUGCUGUUACUGUGGGAAAUAUGCCUGUGGGCUGGUGGUAAUGCAACUGCAAUAAAAAUUCUGUAUUACAUAUCUAAUUGUAUAAGACUGGACACUCCGUUCCAUCACGUUCAGAAUAUAAUAUAUAUAUGGAAGGUUAUCAAGCAUCGUGUUUUUUUUCUUCAAAAGUAGUUCUAAUUCUAGGACAUGAGAAAAGAACAAACUAAAACGUUCAAUUUAUCAACAUGCAGUGUUAUUAUUUUUUUAAAUAUCGUGCAGUUUCUUGCGAUUAUAACCAAAGGUCCAUUCAUUGUCUUGUCUGGGAGGCAACAUUACAAAGACUUCUGAAAUGAACAUUUUUGGCUGAAUGUGGUCUAAUGUAAAUUUUUAUACAAAGCCUGAAGAAAUAUUUUGUUUAAAUUUAAUUGGAAUUUUGGGACGCAAAUGGUCAGUAUAUUUUUACUCGCAGAAGAAAAUAACCAAAAGCAUGGCAUCUGUUGCCUUAACACAGUUCGAAAGGAGGCACACAGGUGUGUCAGAACAUUUUCAUAUAGAGGGAUUUGAAUUGCUGUAAAAAAUUGAGUAGAAUUGUAACUAUAUCAGAAUCUAUGACCAGAUGAUUCCAAAAAUGGCAACAGUUUUCUCCUUACAUAUCUUGCUUUUGAGAUAUUGAAGAGAUGCCCUUUUUUCAAGCAGUAAGCAUAAUAUUAAUUAAUCAUUGAUCUAAAAACAAUUUUUCAAGAGUUUGUGUGCUGCUCUUACAUUCAACAAACAUAUCUCUUAUCCAAUUACCUGGACAGAAAAAUUGCUAUUUUUUAUGGUACUAUUUACUUUUACACCUUGAAAAUAUGGUUUAAAAAAUUAUUCUUUUAUUGUUCUUCUUGGAGUUGGAAAUGUGUACUGAUUACAGAAAAUUGUCCUGCAUAUGCUAAAUUCCCAGUGUGUACUGUGAUAAAUAAUAAGUAUAUAAUCGUUAACCUUUAUUCUGCAGAUGUUUUUAAAGGGUAUGGCCAUAAGCCCCAGCAUCCAAUGUACACAACAGAAGCAUCCAAAUAUGGUUCCAAAAUACCUUCAGUGCACACGAUGCCAAUUUGUUUUCAUGCUAAGUCACAGAAAUUCUCAGAUGUGAGUGCUAAACAUUGACAUGUUUUUACAAGUUACUGAUCUACCCAUUUUUGUUCCCUGGAAUUAUAAUAAGGAUUAUCCUAAUUUUUUUUCCAUUGGCAGCAAUGAUGGGUGCAUAUUUCAGUUUGAGAAAAAACUUUUUCAAAAAUAAAUUUUUGAAUUAAUAUUUGCUCUUUAUUAUAUUUGACUAUGUAAAAAUGUUUUGAUUUACCGGUACCUAUAAUUAAAAUAACAAAAUGAGGAAAUUAUGAUUUUUUUUUCCAGCACCUUGGAAAGUGUGGAAUGCCUCGCAAUUUCUCUCUGAACACAGGAACAGACAAAAGUAUUAUUUGAUUUGAUAUAAAAUGAGUGGCAGAACUGGAUUUUAGUUUUAUGAUUCUUAGCCCAAUGCUAACAUUCUUAUAACAUAGAGAACAUUCUGGAAAUUAUUGUAUUUAUUGUAAUUUGCAAAGUCUCAUACUCUUUUAACAACUGUUUUAUUUCACCAAGCACUUUCAUUAAAAGAAAUUUAAAAAAAAAAAUGAAUUUUUAAAGAAUUUUUUGUUUUCAAAUGUUUGUCUCUGGAAAAAUAUGACAAAAUUUAGUUAAAUAAUAAUACAACUAUAACAGCUAUGCUAAAUAUUCUUGAAUAGUUUGAAAUGAUAAAAACAUUAACAGAGUCAAAUGUUUUGACAACUUCAGAUGAAUUUAAACAUUUUUUUUAUCAGUAAGAAUAUCUUUAACAGAGAUAAUUUUGUCUGUUGCAUCACUAUACAUUUUGCAAAAAAUGCAUUUCAUGUUAUGAAUUAAAAUGAUAAAUUUACCUAGAACUAAAAUAAUGGAUUUGUGAGCAUUAAAGAAUUUAAAUAAGACAUUUUUUUUUCUUUUCUUUUUUUGAGCAAUGAAAAUCCACAAUAAAAUUGUUUUCAUUUAUUAAAAAAUAG
Lymnaea stagnalis (great pond snail) is the source of this 2817-nucleotide messenger RNA. The record is from the annotation of a GenBank genome assembly. Lineage: Eukaryota; Metazoa; Mollusca; Gastropoda; Lymnaeidae.